AGAACCUAAUAAUAAUUCAGCCUGUAGGGACUUUCAUGCCAUUUUGAUCAGUUCAGUUUUUGCCGGUUUGCAACAAAUGUAGUUGCAGCACCCGUCUCAGUGACUGAGGACUGAGAUUUCUAGCUUUGGUAAUGUAGAGUGGGAAGCUCACAAAGAGUCUCAACAAGUCUUGUAGUUUCAUGAGAUGUAAGAAAUCAUUUCAGUCUGUAGAGCUUGAGCAAUAAUCUCCACUAUGGGUCAGCGCCUGAGUGAGGAAGGGGACCCCGACAAGGAAAUUGACGCGGCCGAGCUGCAGGAGUGGUAUAAGAAGUUUGUGGUGGAGUGUCCGAGCGGGACUCUCUUCAGGCACGAGUUCAAGAGCUUCUUUGGCGUCACUGAGAACAAGGAGGCCGCAGAUUACAUUGAAAACAUGUUCCGAGCCUUUGACAAGAACGGAGACAACACCAUUGAUUUCCUGGAGUAUGUUGCAGCCUUGAACUUAGUCCUGAGGGGUAAACUGGAACAUAAGCUGAAAUGGACGUUCAAGAUGUACGAUAAAGAUGGAAGUGGAUGCAUUGACAAAACAGAGCUUCUGGAAAUUGUGGAGUCCAUCUAUCGAUUGAAGAAAGCCUGCCACGGACAGCUGAGUGAGGAAUGCAAUCUGCUGAGCCCAGAUCAAGUGGUCGACCGCAUAUUUGAGCUGGUUGAUGAAAAUGGAGAUGGGGAGCUCUCGCUGGAUGAGUUCAUCGACGGGGCACGGAGGGACAAGUGGGUGAUGAAGAUGCUGCAGAUGGACGUGAACCCCGGGGACUGGAUUAACGAGCGGAGACGCAGUGCGAACUUCUGAGGCUGCAGCUUGGACUGUUUAUCUGUCACACACACAUCCUACAGUGUGACUUACUUUGGAUCUGCUGCAGUUUCAAAUGAAUGAAAAAGACAACAACACAGCAGUCCUCCUGGUUUUGUAAUGUAUAUGAUUGAGCUGUAGCGCCGCAACAAUGCUGUAUCUUUCCUUUAACAGGGUUUGAUCUGCAUAUUCAUCUUGGUUCAGGUUUCACAUUCAGUAAAGAUACAACUAAGCAGUAGUUUCAAAUUCAUUAAUCGAUGGUGUAGGUGCUGCCGUCAUAAGUUACACACUGUAUUUUCCUUCAGUUUUCUGUCAUAAGCUCAAUAAAUAUUCUGAAAGCCCUGA
Platichthys flesus (European flounder) is the source of this 1171-nucleotide messenger RNA. RefSeq names its product guanylate cyclase activator 1B (gene guca1b). The transcript has 4 exons. NCBI's taxonomy places the organism in Eukaryota, Metazoa, Chordata, Actinopteri, Pleuronectiformes, Pleuronectidae. Gene Ontology annotation, molecular function: calcium sensitive guanylate cyclase activator activity; calcium ion binding. The coding region runs from base 233 to 826 and encodes 197 amino acids. Gene Ontology annotation, biological process: visual perception. The record is from RefSeq and is a predicted model, not a curated record. Gene Ontology annotation, cellular component: photoreceptor inner segment; cone photoreceptor outer segment.